Carlito syrichta (Philippine tarsier) is the source of this 795-nucleotide messenger RNA. It is a transcript of the gene CCNI2, whose product is annotated as cyclin I family member 2. Gene Ontology annotation, biological process: mitotic cell cycle phase transition; regulation of cyclin-dependent protein serine/threonine kinase activity. Gene Ontology annotation, cellular component: nucleus; cyclin-dependent protein kinase holoenzyme complex; cytoplasm. The transcript is spliced from 2 exons. The record is from RefSeq and is a predicted model, not a curated record. NCBI's taxonomy places the organism in Eukaryota, Metazoa, Chordata, Mammalia, Primates, Tarsiidae. Gene Ontology annotation, molecular function: cyclin-dependent protein serine/threonine kinase regulator activity.
AUGCCAAAAAGGCUAAGCCAGGAGGAUCACCAUGAGGCAUGCUUGUGGCAGGGCAGCCAACUCCAGGCUGAGAUCUGCGAGGCCUUCCAGGGAGUCGUGUUGUGGCUUCUGAGGCUUAAGAAUGUCUUCCACUUCUCCCAGACCACUUUUACCCUGGCCCUCACCAUCUUCAGCCACCUCCUGGUUUCGGUAAAAUAAAAGAAAUAACUCCAAUGCGUCCUAAUUACUUCCUUGAGGCUUGCUGUAAAAGUUAACGAAGAAAAGGAGAUAAUUCCGCAUGUAAAAGACUUCAUAAAAUACUAUGGCCCUGGCUAUACCUGGAAUGAGCUGCAGAGGAUGGAACUGGCUAUUCUGGACAGACUGCACUGGAACCUCUACACAGGGGUGCUGCUUGACAUCUUGAACAUAUCCCAUGCCCUAGUGGUGCUGAGCUGGCCUCCUGUGGUAGAGCUGCUGCCUCAGAGGAAUCCUUCCCUCCACGUCACAUCCCUGACCAGGCAGCUGCAGCACUGUAUGGCGGGCCACCAGCUGCUGCAAUUCAAAGGUUCCACACUGGCCUUGGUCAUCAUCACCUUAGAGUUGGAGAGGCUCAUGCCGGACUGGUGUACUCCCAUAUCUGAUCUGCUAAAGAAAGCAUAGGUCAGCACUGAGCAGUACAGCAACUGCAACAAACUCGUUAAGCAACAGCUGAGAAGUUUUUAGUUGUCCUCCUGCAUAGACAGCAUCCUAUUUCACUUGAGAAGUGUAAAGGGAACCCUCCUUUCUUGGACUCCCGUGACUUUUUUGACUUUAUGA